GAUUCCUGGCCCAGUGAUCCCCUCAAGCUUGGACUUUAUCGAGCACUUUCACCUUCACAUCGAUCUACGAAGACAAUAAUGGCUCUCCAGCCCUCUCUCCGUCCGCUUAUCAUCGCAGGAAGUCACGAUGCCCCACACACGCUCGACAUAUUCCUGGACUAUGUUUGUCCAUACAGUGCCAAACUCUCCUUGGCCAUAAAUAAUGUCCUCAAGCCUCUUCUCGAUGCAGGCGGAAAGUACGAUGGGAAGGUAAAAGCGAUUAUCAGACUCCAGGUGCAGCCAUGGCACGCUUCGUCGACGUUCACGCAUGAAGCAGGGCUUGCUGUCGCUCGCGUGUCACCAGAGAAUUUCUGGCCUUUCUCGGUGCUCCUCUUCAAAUCCCAAACUUCCUUCUUCGACGUCCCAUCCUCCACACUCACGCCUCUCCAGAUCCGCGCCCAGCUCGCCUCGCUUGCUGCCCAAGUCAUCCCGCCUAGCAAAAUCGACGAGUAUAACGGUCUGCUCGCGAUCAAGGAGGGAGCGGGUGGGAAUGGCGGGGUGGGGGUUACGGACGACCUGAAGUAUAUGGUCAAGUUCUCAAGACAGAAUGGUGUUCAUGUUUCGCCAACCGUGCUCUGGGAUGGUCUCGUCGCGAAUGAAAUAUCAAGUUCGUGGGGAGAGAAAGAGUGGACUGAGUUCCUUGCUGCCAAAGUGGUCGCUUGACUCUAUUAAUUUCAAGCUCCUCAGCAUUCACGAAAACAUCUACCAGUGCAGUUGGCUGGUAGCGUGUAGGUUAGUCGGAGUGUAGUUGAGAAAGGAAGACAGGAAAUCAGGCGAAGUAAAGCCGUGUGUGAUAACGAAAUUGGCAUGCAUGAGGCAUGAAAUCGCUCAGUUUGCUGUAUGUGUGCAUAUGCAGAGAACGUACGCGUAAUUUUGAAAAACUGAAGAAAACUA
Messenger RNA from Serpula lacrymans var. lacrymans S7.9, 933 nucleotides. RefSeq lists its product as uncharacterized. NCBI's taxonomy places the organism in Eukaryota, Fungi, Basidiomycota, Agaricomycetes, Boletales, Serpulaceae. The transcript has 6 exons. The coding region runs from base 79 to 702 and encodes 207 amino acids. The record is from RefSeq and is a predicted model, not a curated record.